This is a messenger RNA of Dipodomys ordii (Ord's kangaroo rat), 1590 nucleotides long. Its product is annotated as UDP-glucuronosyltransferase 2B31-like. NCBI's taxonomy places the organism in Eukaryota, Metazoa, Chordata, Mammalia, Rodentia, Heteromyidae. The transcript has 6 exons. Bases 1 to 1590 code for a protein of 529 amino acids. Gene Ontology annotation, molecular function: UDP-glycosyltransferase activity. The record is from RefSeq and is a predicted model, not a curated record.
AUGUCUUUGAAAUGGAUGUCCCUUCUUCUGCUGAUACAAGUGAUGUAUUGCUUUAAUGCUGGAAGUUGUGGGAAGGUGGUCGUGUUGCCCAUGGAGUACAGCCAUUGGCUCAAUGUGAAGAUAAUCCUGGAUGAGCUUGUGCAGAGAGGCCAUGAGGUCACUGUCCUGACAUCCUCUGCUGCCGUUCAUGUGGAUUCCGGAAAAUCAUCUCCUUUUAAAUUUGAGACCUUCCCUACACCUUUGACUACAAAGGAAUUUGAAAGACAUUUCAAACAUUCUGUCAAUAUAUGGACAUAUGAGUUCCCCAAAUACUCAAUCUGGAAAUUGUAUUCAAAAAUGCAAAGCAUGUUUGAAGAACAUUCUGAUGUGUUGGAAAGCUUAUGCAAAUACAUGAUUUUCAAUGAGAAACUUAGGAAAACGCUACAAGAAUCAAAGUUUGAUGUCCUGCUUGCAGACCCUGUGGUUCCCUGUGGAGAACUUCUGGCUGAGCUACUGAAAAUUCCUCUUGUGUACAGUCUCCGCUUCUUCCCUGGCAAUGAAUAUGAGAAACAGUGUGGAGGACUUCCAUUUCCACCUUCCUAUGUGCCUGUUGCUCUGUCUGAGCUCAGUGAUCGCAUGUCAUUCAUGGAGAGGGUGAAGAAUAUGAUGAAUGUGAUUUUUUUUGACCUCUACUUUCAAACAUUUAAUGAGAAGAAGUGGAAUCAGUUUUACAGUGAAGUUCUAGGAAGACCCACUACAAUACUUGAGCUCAUGGCCAAAGCUGAUAUAUGGCUCAUUAGGACCUACUGGGAUUUUGACUUCCCUCGCCCACUGUUACCAAAUUUUGAAUUUGUGGGAGGACUCCACUGCAAACCUGCCAAACCUCUGCCUGAGGAAAUGGAAAAGUUUGUCCAGAGCUCUGGAGACCAGGGUGUUGUGGUGUUUUCUCUGGGGUCAAUAGUCAGUAACUUGACUGAAGAAAGAGCCAACACAAUUGCAUCAGGCCUUGCACAAAUUCCACAAAAGGUUUUAUGGAGAUAUGAGGGCCCCAAACCAGAAACCUUAGGAUCCAACACGCGGCUGUACAAGUGGAUCCCUCAGAAUGACCUGCUUGGUCAUCCCAAAACCAAGGCCUUCAUCACUCACGGUGGAACCAAUGGUGUCUAUGAGGCCAUCUACCACGGAGUCCCAAUGGUGGGCAUUCCUUUGUUUGUGGAUCAACCUGAUAACAUUGCUCGGAUGAAGGCCAAGGGAGCAGCUGUUAGACUGGACUUUACCAGGUUUUCAAGUGAAGAGCUUAUCAAUGCCUUGAAGACAGUCAUUAACAACCCAUUCUAUAAAGAGAAUGCAAUGAAGUUAUCAAGAAUUCACCAUGAUCAGCCAGUGAAGCCUCUGGAUCGAGCUGUCUUCUGGGUGGAGUUUGUCAUGCGCCACAAAGGAGCCAAACACCUUCGCCCAGCUGUCCAUGACCUCAACUGGUUCCAGUACCACUCUCUGGAUGUGAUUGGCUUCCUGCUGGCCUGUGUGGCAACUGCCAUCUUCAUCUUCACAAGAUGUUGCCUUUUUUGUUGCCGGAAGUUUCCUAAAAGUAGAAAAAAGAAAAGAGAGUAA